AUGAAAUUGCACUACUCUAAAAUAUUAUUAUUUUUACUUCCAUUAAAUAUAUUGUUAACAUUACAUCAAGUGCAUAGUAAAAAUAAACCGUACAUGACACAACGCCUUACACAAACCAAUAGAUCAUUAUGUGAAAGUGACACAGAAUCGUCAAUUUAUGAUAAUGAUGAGGAAAUCAAUUCAGUGAAAGAAAUUUUCGAACGACAAACCUCACAAAGAUUACGAGAAUAUGACGAAAGGUUGCAAGAUAAACGACAAAAACGUAAAGAACAACGUGACAAAAAUAUACAAAAAAUUAUUCAUAAAGAUAAAAUGGUGAAAAACUUAGAAGAAAAAAUAGAAAAAGGUUGUCUUAUGUGUGGGUGUGGGCUAGGAAGUGUUGCAGGAAGUGUUGGAUUAUUUGGUGGGAUUGCUGUAAAUGUGUGGAAAACUGGGGCACUUAAGAUUGCUAUUGACAAAGCUAUAGCUGCGGGUGCUACUAAAAUUGCGGAGGCCGCUGAAUCUGCGGGUGCGGCUGAAAUAAUGAAAUUAAUAAAAUCAAAAUAUGUUUUAUCAACUCUAGGUGGUAAGGAUUUGGGGACCUAUUUUGCUACAACAUCUUAUAAAGAUGUCGCAAGCAUUACUCAAGCUGUUUCUAAUCAAUAUUUACAGACAUGUACAGAUAAUUCUUUAGGGAGUCUAAGCUUCCGUUUAGUUGACGCUAAGCGUGAUAUUCCUUUUUGCAAUUCGGUGUGGAACCAAAUUCAAGCUGUAUCAACAACAAAAAAGGGUAUUUCAUUUACAGAUGGUAUAAAAACAGCUGUACAAAAUAUAGCGUCAGACGCCAAUGGGGUUGCUAAUGCAGCUGCUGAGAUUGCUGAAGCCACUGAAAAAGCAAAAGCUAUAAAGACGAGCACAGAUGCUAUAGAAGCUGCAAGUACACAGUUGUACGGUCCAAUUGGUUACUCCAUCCUUGCCAUAUUAAUUAUAGUUUUAAUUAUGUUGAUAAUAUAUUUGAUUUUACGUUAUCGACGAAAAAAAAAAAUGAAGAAAAAAGCCCAAUACACAAAAUUAUUAAAUCAAUAA
Molecule: messenger RNA, 1065 nt
Organism: Plasmodium falciparum 3D7
Lineage: Eukaryota; Apicomplexa; Aconoidasida; Haemosporida; Plasmodiidae
Product: rifin
Exons: 2
Coding region: 1-1065 (354 amino acids)
Source: RefSeq, a predicted model, not a curated record